AUGGGGGGAGACAAGAAAAGGCAGAGAUUGGGUGGAGGGGGAGAGGCAGCGAGCGGGAGGGUGGGGGAGAGGGGGGAAGGCAGAGAAUGGGUGAGAGAGAAUGAGAGAGGUAGCGUCUCUGCGAAAGGGAAGAGAGGGGGAGAGGCAGCUAGUGGGAGGGUGGGGGGAGAGGCAGAGAAUUUGUUGAAUGAUGGGAGAGAAAUUGCGGUGAAGAAGCUGUCGCAGAGCUCAAAUCAGGGGAAGAAAGAGUUCACCAAUGAGGCCAAGUUGUUGGCUCGCGUGCAGCACCACAAUGUUGUCAAUUUGUUGGACUAUUGUGCGCAUGAUGUGGAGAAGCUGCUUGUGUAUGAGUAUGUAACUAAUGAGAGCUUGGACAAGCUUCUCUUCACAAAAAACAGCCCUUUAUUGAUGAUAAUUGCCAUCCAUACAAAUGAAUUACAUCAAAUAAAGGAAGAGGAAGUGCAAAAAGCAUUAAAGCAUAACCACACAAUCCCAACUAGCUGCUGGAUGGAAGGACCAGCAAAGUUGGCACAAAACAGUUCCAAGCCAUGGAGGCUUGCUGGACUAAUGCAGGAGCACCCCAAAGAAAGAGCGGUGCAUUUGGAGUGUGGGAAUUGUGUAGAGUACUCAGAAUAG
Camellia sinensis is the source of this 636-nucleotide messenger RNA. The record is from RefSeq and is a predicted model, not a curated record. Lineage: Eukaryota; Viridiplantae; Streptophyta; Magnoliopsida; Ericales; Theaceae.